This is a messenger RNA of Teleopsis dalmanni, 2073 nucleotides long. RefSeq lists its product as uncharacterized. The coding region runs from base 1 to 2073 and encodes 690 amino acids. The transcript has a single exon. The record is from RefSeq and is a predicted model, not a curated record. Lineage: Eukaryota; Metazoa; Arthropoda; Insecta; Diptera; Diopsidae.
AUGGUAAUCCUUAAAGAAGACAAUGUCCCAGUUCUGCAAUGGCCUUUGGGACGCAUCAUCAAAGUUUACAAAGGUGAAGAUGGUUUAGUGAGAGUUUGUGACAUUCAAACAAAAAAGGGAGUAUUUAAAAGACCGGUGCAUAGAUUAGCUCCAUUAUUUCCUGAAGACGAUAAAUUAGAAGAUCCAACCUUUGGAAAAAUGACUGAAAGAAAAAUCGAAUCAGAACAGACUCAAGAAACUCCAAGGUCACCUCCCGUGUCGCUUAUCGUAAAAAUUCCAUUAAAUCGCAUCAGAAAACCUGAAUCAUUAGUCAAUGGGUUAACUCCGACAAAACGAUCAUGUCUGAAUUCCGGGUUGCUGCUCACUAUUAUUACUCUACUCAUUUUGCCACUUGCACUAUGUAGUCCCGUCAAUAUAACAACCUUCAACAACAAACCUGGCAUUUAUUUUGAGCAGCUUAAACCAGUCAAAAUCAUGUCUGCUGAUUGGAAAAUGAUUGUAUAUUUUGACCUUUCCCCAUACCAACAACAAAUGAGCAUUUUAGCUGAUGGAACAAAAAGGUUGAACAAUUUAUGCGACAAGGCAUUGGAUAACACUGCCUGCAAGGUAUUACUCAACUAUUUUGACCGUAUAACGGAGGAACUGCAAAUGGAACUUAAUCUUCUUUCUGUUAGAAAAAGAAUAACAAGAGGAGCUAUAGACAUUGUCGGAAAUUUUGCAAAUUCAUUGUUUGGUGUCCUCGACUCAAACUACGCGGCACAAAUGUCAAGCACAAUAAAUGGUCUUAAAAGGAACGACAAUCACCUGGAACAACUCGUUAAAAACCAAACGUCACUUGUUGAUUCAACUAUCAAUAUCUUUAAGAAGAACCAAUUAAACAUGCAUGACAAAUUUGAAGAAAUUGAAAAGCGCAUCAAUAACUUGUUGUAUACAGAUGAGUCAAUAAACGACAUACACGUAACACAAAACAUGCUUAUGUUGUCAAUGCAAAUGCUCAUGAUGGUAUCCAACCAGCAAAGAGUUCACUCAUCAAUUAUGGACGUACUAAUCGACAGUCAUCACGAUAAAAUAAAUCCUCUUCUGCUGACUCCACAACAGCUUAGUGAGCAAAUAAUGAUGAUUAGAGCACAUCUUCCAUCACACCUACAGUUACCUAUCCACCACAAUAACUUACUCGAAGUAUAUAGGCUCAUGAAGAUCAACGGAAUCCUGGCAAAGGGCCAUGUCAUUUUUUGCAUCGACUUAUCUCUCACGGAUCCAAGAGAAUUUCAACUGUUAUAUCUUGUUCCAAUUGUGGCAGCUAUAAAUAACACACUUUUAUCAGUGAAACUUUCAACAGAAUUUCUAGCCAUCAGUCCGCAUCAUGAUGAAUUUCGACCAAUGACACAGCAUCAAGUGGACGCAUGCAUAUCGAUAAGUGACGAAGAGUUAUUAUGUCCAAACAUACAAGCAACAUUUCAUGAAUCGGCAAACGUCAAUAAUUGUGAAAUUGACUUAUUUAACAAUCAAGCUAAACCAAGAUGCGAUAUGUAUCAGCUCAAGGACACAACUGUAUGGUAUCAACUAAAUCAUCCGAAUCAAUGGAUUUACGCAACCAUAAAUAAUAUCAAAAUGAAUGCAGUAUGCAACAAGAAAGCAUUUCAAUUAACUUUAGUGGGCAGUGGUUUGAUUAAAUUAGAACCUGAAUGCAUCAUCAAAAAUGAACACAUUACGAUUCAAGGUCAUCAAAAAAUGGUUACUUCAAUGCAGGCAUCGAUCACCAGAUUGAACCUAUCUGUAGGAUGGACAAAACAAUAUGCGAGCAAUAACAUCAGCGUCAAACCAUUGUCACCCACAAUCCAUGAGCUUGAACUUAUUCAACGAAAAUUAGGCCACAUCCAGAGUUCCAGUUUUCCAACUGAUGCUAUUAGUCCAGGGACACAUAGUCUAAUAACCAGCUACGUUGCAUUAGCAAUGUUUCUAUGUGUCGCUAGUGCACUCUUAUAUAUAUGGCGAAGGCAAAAAAUCACCUAUCAAACACCUCCAAUACCGAUGCCACGACAUCAGCAGAUGACCGAGGAUACAGCAUGUUGA